ACUAUCUCUAUGGUUUUACGGCAUCUUUACUUUAAGAUUUGUCUUUUCUCACACACCAUAACCCAUAAAGAUGCUGGACUGAUCUGCUGAUAAAAUGUCUCUUAGAGCUUCCUUCAGCAUCCAGAGACUGUUUACAAGAUACCUUCAAUCUCAACUUGUGGUUCAGAAUGGAAGACAGACAUACUGCACUAACAGUAACAUAUUGACUCUCCAUCAUAGAGGUGUCUUCAAUGAUGUAUUCCCUCCUCAAAGUGAUGAAUUGCCCAAGCUUCUGACAUCCAGUCCUCAGAGUAUCUAUUGUGGUGUAGAUCCUACAGCUGAGAGCCUUCACAUUGGUAAUCUUCUAGCUCUCAUAGCACUUAUACACUGCCAAAGAGCUGGACAUCAAUGUAUAGCAUUGAUUGGUGGAGCCACUGCUUUGAUUGGUGACCCCAGUGGCAAAUCAACAGAAAGGGAAUCAUUACAUCCAGACCUGGUAGAAAGGAACGCUGCUUCCAUUCACCAGUCUCUUCAGCGAAUCUUCACUAAUCAUGAGAGACUUUUCUGGAAACGCGAUAAGACACUGCCAGAUAUAAGAAUAAUGAAUAACCAGGAUUGGUAUAAAUCAGAGAACCUGGUGCAGUUCUUAGGGACGUACGGUCGAUUCUUUAGGAUGGGUUCUAUGCUGUCAAGACAGAGCGUCCAAACAAGAUUGAACAGCCCUGAGGGAAUGAGUUUCUCUGAGUUCGCCUAUCAAAUAUUUCAGGCCUAUGACUUCUUGCACUUACAUGAGCAAUAUGGCUGUAACAUACAGAUAGGAGGAACUGAUCAAUUGGGUAAUAUCAUGUCUGGUCAUGAUCUCAUCAGAAGAACAGCUGGUAAUGAGGUUUAUGGUCUGACUAUCCCAUUAGUGACGAGUGCAACUGGAGACAAGCUUGGUAAAACAGCUGGUAAUGCAGUCUGGAUUAACAGAGAUAAAACCUCAGAGUUUGACCUUUAUCAGUAUUUCAUCAGGAUGCAUGAUAAUGAUGUGGAGAAGUCUCUGAAGCUCUUCACAUUCCUGCCUCUACAAGAUAUUGAUGCAGUAGUCAGGAAACACAAGGCCAAGCCAGAGAAACGAAAGGCUCAGAGGUUGCUAGCUGAGCAAGUGCUCCUAUUAGUUCAUGGGGAGGAAGGAUUAGAAAAGGCCCGACGUUUGACUGAAGCCUUGUACAGCUCUGAUCCCGGUGCCUUAGAGAGAUUAAGCGUAGAGGAAGUGAGCCAACUCUUCGGUGGAGGAAGCUUUGUAGAGAUAAUGCUAGAACCUGGUCUUACUGUCUAUCAGGUUGCUGUAGCCGCAGGAGCUCUACCAAAAGAUCGAGGAGUAGGAAUCAUAGAAGAUGGUGGUGUUUAUGUCAAUAAACAGAGAGUUACCAAUCCACAUGAAGUUCUGCAGAAAGGUCUUCAUAUCCUUAGUAACAAUGUCACAUUACUCAGAAUAGGCAAGAAGAACUACACACUAAUCAAAUGGGUCUGAUGGCUGGGGUGUCUGAUAUCAAGCUUCUCAGUAUGUGGAACAUCUCAGUAGCUUUAGAAGGAUAACAUCCCCCAAUAAGAGGCAGAGGUCAAAGGUCAUUCAUGUCAUCAAAUGACCACAGAAUCGUAUUAACACAUAGCAAUUAUACUGUACAGUGUAAUGAAAACAUCUUUCUUGAAUCAUUCAUGAUGGCCAUUUUUGUGGCAAGAAACUUUUCUGAUUUGCAAACUUUCAGUGCAGUGGAACCUAUAUAUUAUUGAAACAUGGGAAAUGACCUUAUUUUGAAACCUUGUUAUCUCAGUACUGAAAGUAAGAGACAACGGAGUGGGACCAGCAACAUUACGUUGUUGAAAGUGUUCUUUGUAGUGAGGUUCAACAUUUUUGCAACAUGAAACUAUGUGAACCUACACCACUUGCAAAAUGUUACAAAAAGUUUUGGUUUUACUGUAAUGACAUGUAUGGGAUACAAUGAGAUGCUAUACUGUUAUUUUAGAUAGCUCUUAAAGCUACAACGUUGUGAUUGGUCCACAGCUCAUCAUGUGAUAAUUACUGCGAGGAAGGUAAUUAUAUAUUUCACUACCGGUCAUUUCUUGAAGUUAUAUUGACGACCUGUUCAAAUGAGUAUGUUUUUUUAUCAUACCUUAUCCAAGCAUCCCUGCACACACUAGCGUGUAUCCGUUGUUUGCAUUGUGUUAGCCGCAUGUAUUUUAUGCGUAAGGCUGGAAGGCAUGAGAUCACAACUAUCCUUAAUUUGUAUAACAAAUAUUUCAUGCAUUUAGUAUAACACAUGUUACCUCCAAGUUCAUAAUUCCCAUCAUCCUGUUAUUCCGACCUUGGUGAAAUAUAACAUCACUCAUGAAUUUCUUACAUUGUCUGUUCCUAUAUUUGUUAUACUGAGCGCUGGAGCUUGCAAUAUUUGUAUAAUAUCAUUGACAUAUGUUUUCAUGCAGAGUGUAGACCUCCCUGUAUUAGGUUUGUGCAAUGUGUGUACCUGAUAAAUGGGAAUGCUUCUCAUCAAACAUUUCCUCCUGUACCAUAAUCCUCAGUUUCAGAUUUUAAAAGAAAUAAUUUCUCCUUUCAUCCCUAGAGUAUCCCUUAGUACAGUUGUGCUUGUAAUGAGUACGAGUAUGUGAGAUGCUUAUAUUAUUUCAUAUAGCAAAGAAGAUAUAGAAUAGUGGUACUGGCAUACAAAUUUAUGAGCUUAUAGUGUGAUAUACAUGUAAAGGUUUUUACUAGUGUGAGAUUAUAGUGCUGUGUAUACAAGGUUAAAUGCCUAUGCAAUGAUUUAUUGCAUAUUUACGUUA
Strongylocentrotus purpuratus (purple sea urchin) is the source of this 2799-nucleotide messenger RNA. Its product is annotated as tyrosine--tRNA ligase, mitochondrial. Gene Ontology annotation, molecular function: RNA binding; tyrosine-tRNA ligase activity; ATP binding. The coding region runs from base 95 to 1495 and encodes 466 amino acids. Gene Ontology annotation, biological process: tyrosyl-tRNA aminoacylation. The record is from RefSeq and is a predicted model, not a curated record. Gene Ontology annotation, cellular component: cytosol; mitochondrion. The transcript is spliced from 13 exons. NCBI's taxonomy places the organism in Eukaryota, Metazoa, Echinodermata, Echinoidea, Camarodonta, Strongylocentrotidae.